Messenger RNA from Scutellospora calospora, 541 nucleotides. The record is from the annotation of a GenBank genome assembly. Lineage: Eukaryota; Fungi; Glomeromycota; Glomeromycetes; Diversisporales; Gigasporaceae.
AUGUCUCAAAAAAUUGGUAUCAACACUGAAUUUCCUAAAGAUCUAGUCAUUCCUGAUGCCAUAAAGGUCCCUGAGGGAAAUGAUUUUAAAUUCGCGAUGCAUGCUACUGCACUAUUUCACUUUAAGUGGUCUACGGGAGCCGAUGGUCCUACUUGCAAAUUUGCUGGCAGCGAUUCCUAUUUCUUCAACAGUGCUAAGGAUGUUGCCGAUGUUCCACAUUCAUAUGUAGCUGAAGUAAAAAUGGCUGAAUUUGAUAUGAGUGAAGAAAUCGGUUCCAGUUUUCCUACAUGCACUGUGAGAUCACUUACAAUGGAUGAUACUUCUUCUCUUCAAUUUAAAGUAAUUGCUGCCGUUGAACCUCCUAAUCCAGCGGUUGAUCAUAGUUGGGGCUUAAUGGAAACUUUUGGUCAUAAAGGAGAUGGUGUAUUCAAAGAUAUUACUUAUAUUCAAGUAGUUAACACAGCUAACGGUCAUUCACCAGCUGGUUCUGAAUAUGCUAGUAAAUACCCUGAUGGGCAUAUUUCUAGUAUUCCUGCCAGCG